AUGAUUGAAAUUAAUAUCAAUUUAUUACUAUCUUUGUUUUGGUUAGCUAUAUCAGUUGCAGUACUGAUACCAGGUUUAUGGUUAUUAUUUGAUGGCAAAACAAGUAUCACAAUCAUUAAUAUUAUUCUUCAACGUUUUUAUCUUUUUGGUAAAUUAAAAAAUGAGAAACAAAUUUUAACUGAUGUACCUAAAUCAUAUUUUCGUCAUUUUUAUAUAAUUGGUCUUCUAAUCAACAUAGUUUUAUUUCUCUUCUAUCGAUCAUCAUAUGUAUUAUUUAUAAUUUUUAUAUGUCAUAUGUUUCGACGUUUAUAUGAAUGUAUUUAUAUUCAUCGUUUUAGUCAAAAUGCAUCAAUGAGUUUUCUUCAUUAUCUUAUUGGAAUCAUUCAUUAUCCAUUAGUUGGUUUAACUAUAAUUACUGAUGAUAAAUAUAGUUCAAAAAAUAUUUCUAUAAUAAAUUAUUGUUUAGCAUUAUUAUUAUUUCUUAAUGCUAGUUAUAUUCAAUAUCGUGUUCAUUUAACAUUAGCACAAAAUCGUCGUAAAGAAAAUGAAAAUUAUCCUAUACCAAAUGGUUAUUGGGCAUUUGAAUAUUUUUCUUGUCCAAAUUAUAUUGCUGAAAUAUUUAUAUAUAUUUCAUUUUUAUUUCUCAGUCAUCGAACAUUAUGUUUCCUGUCAUUAACAAUAUGGGUUAUUGUCAACCAAUGUUUAUCAGCAUUACUAACUCAUCGUUGGUAUUGUCAACAUUACCAACAACUAUAUCCAUCGAAAAGGUGUGCAAUCAUACCAUUUAUUCUAUAA
This is a messenger RNA of Adineta steineri, 795 nucleotides long. The record is from the annotation of a GenBank genome assembly. Lineage: Eukaryota; Metazoa; Rotifera; Eurotatoria; Adinetida; Adinetidae.